AUGUUGGUUGGAAACUCUGAAAAUGGUGGUGAUACUGGCGAUUACGAAGUUGCUCAUGGACCCGAAUUUUGGGAAUGGGAAGAGGGCAGAUGGAACACUUGGGAAACCCAUGCUUGUGAUAAACGCUUAUGUGUUGCUCUCAAGAGUCAUCCUAUACUAUCACUUGGACUAGGUCACGAUGGAGAUGAGAAUAGAUCUGCAAGUUUCUUGUCAACAUCCCAUUUGGUGCCCUGGCGUGAUCCCAGUUUGAUAAAGAAGAGGACUGUUCCGUCGACUGUAUUUGUCAUUCUAGCUUCUGUAUCUGUUAGUCGUCAAUCAAGAACGGGUUGGAUGAUGUUUCCGUCAUGCCCAUCAGCAUGA
Messenger RNA from Cylicocyclus nassatus, 360 nucleotides. NCBI's taxonomy places the organism in Eukaryota, Metazoa, Nematoda, Chromadorea, Rhabditida, Strongylidae. The record is from the annotation of a GenBank genome assembly.